AACAUGAUCAUGUGACUGUACAAAAUGGCGGACGACAUGGGCGCGAUUUCUUCCGGGUUUGAAUAAAAUAAGAUUUUAUUUAAGUAACAGAUAAAGGAUUAACCAGAAAUUUGCAAACAUGGUGAAAGUUUUAAGAUGUUACAAUUUUAAGUCGUCUGCAAUAAUGAAACAGACCGAAAAAGAACCAGCUUGUCUAGCGUCUGGACGAAAAUUCUUGUUCAUUGGCUCUCACGGUAAUGAGAUUGAAGUCUUUAAAAAUCAGAAAGGUGUGGAGUGGAUAAAAUAUUGCUCCUUUCAAACAGGUGCUCAUGUAUCACAGAUAGAGUACAAUGAAACAGGUGAUUAUAUUGCCACAAUUGAGAAGAAGGUAAACAGACAGUCUACAGUUGUGUCAGUCAAAGUUUACCUGAACUGGCAUAUUGCUGCAACUGAUGAACAUUUCAGGACAAGAGUUAGAGUUGCUGGACUUGGUUAUAAAAGUACAAAUGUUCAAACAGGAGAAAGGCUUGAGGUAGUGGACAUUCCCUGUGAAAGACGAGCUGACUUUAUGACAUCAUGUCAGGAAACAGGAAAUCUUGGUAUCGUAUUCUCUACUCACGUGAAACUAUACCAUCUGGUUGAGAAGACAAUACCAAACUCUCAGACAACUUUCCUCGAUGUUAUACUGUUUCUUGAGCUACAGUUCAAACUCUCUAUUAAUCAUAUCAGUCUUUGUGAAGAUUUUGUGGCUUGUAGUUCUGCACAGUUUGUUCAGGUUAUCCAGGUGAAUAUAUCCAAUGAGGAUGAUGAUGGGAAAACACUAAACAAAAAUUUAGAUGCUGCUAAAGAUGCCGUUAGUCCCUCUAGAGGUAGUCGUAAAAUGUCUAGUGCUCUUUCCAGCCUCAAUAUACAUGACAAAAUAAGUUCUCCCCACACUCCCACAAGUCAUGUGAGGUCAAAGGUUACUUCAAGAGAACUACCUCAUUUCUCAACAGUGGGUGAAAGGAGUUCAUCUACACCAAGUCCAGCAUUGAACAUCAAUCCCAAGGUGUCAAGUUGUGCAAUAGAAGAUGACACAGAUUUUAUACACUGGACAUUUUCAACUGAAACCAGUCAAAAUCAAGCUGAAACUGGUUCUCAAAAUCCUACAGUUGAACUCAAAGGACUAAAAAGCUUUGGAAAGGAAAUAAAACCAGAACCUAGUCUACCUAAUGUUAAAGAUCUUAGAGGUGGGAAUCAUUUGACAACAGGGAAGACAACUCUUAUACAGUUAAUAUAUCAGUAUCUAGAUGAGAGUGACAGUUCUUGGAUUCAUCUACAGUUGGUUCCCACAUACUUGAUUGGUAAGGAAAGCACAUUAAUGCUGUCAGGUAAUGGGGUUCUACUACGUUCACCACGAAGAUCGAGCCUGGCCGGGAUGUCCUGCUUGAUGAGCGGCAGUAGAGCAGGGUUCAUGUACUCCCUGAUACCACAACCAGCCCUUCUAUCUACAUACAAAUACUCAUCAGAUGCUGUGCAGAUCCAGACAGAUGGUAGAAUGAUGUAUGUCCUGGUAGAAAAUGGUCUAGAAGUCUACACAGCAAGAUGUCUGCUGGCUGCUGUUCAUAAUACAGAACAUUUUGAUAAUGUUAAUAAUACAUGUCCAAAACCAGAUGAAGAAAUUUGUUUGUGUGGUUUGCAAAAUUUCCUGGGACCAAGGGAGAUCACUCUUACAAACACACAUGUAAUACUCUUCAAUAAAAUGGAUAAUGCUUGGAAUAUAAACAUACUGGAGAAACCAAGUGUACCAGAUUUAUAUCAAGAUUUGUUUCGGUUUGGAGAAAGAUACCAACAGAAUGCUCCUCAUACAUAUCAUCAUCUGUUGUUAGAGUGUCACAUGACCCUGAAGUCAAGUUUGAUUGGUCAGACUCUAAGCCAAUCAGAAGUGGCUACUAUAAAUGACUUGCUACAUGAGUUGUCUGCUUUACUGGGAGAGUAUUAUGCCUUACCAGAUUGCAGCUCCUGGCAUCUGUGUCUACCAUACUACAAUAUGUCAGGUCUAAGUGUUGUUGAUGUGGUCAGACAGGCUGUUCAGCACAGACAACACUCGAAAAAGGUAUCAAGGUAUGGUGAAGGAUUGAUACAGUAUCUGAGAUAUACACUUUUUCUUAAUGAAGAUCCUCUAGAACUUAAACAGGUUGAUGGUGAUUUAGUGCUGGAAGUUUGUCAUGACUGUAUGCCUGAGAGACUUGCUGAUAUUAUAUUAUUCUCCAGACUGAAUACAUUCACACCAGAGGUCGCACUAAAAUUACUGAAAUCUAGCAGUAAGAUCAGGUCUUCAAUUGAUUCUAAAUCAAGGACUAAAGAAAGGCUAGCAUAUGUUGCCUUAAAUUUACAGUUGUGUGAGCCAGAUAUUGCUGUGUCCUCAUUAAACAAUAUAGAUAAGAAUGAUCUUAUAGAGACAUGCCUGGAAUAUCCUCAGAUUCUUCACAUAUCCAUGACAGAAUUUUCUCCCCUUUCACAGCUACUGAGAUGUAAUUCCCCAAAGAUUCUAAUAAGUAUACUAGUUAUGUUACAUGACAAAGGGACCAUGUCCAUGGAUCUAGCAAUCAGAUUACUUCAGGGAAAGUCUGGGAUUCUUGAGAUUCAUAAAAAUACUCAUGUGAGAGAUUACCUAGAAGCACUUGUUAAUGAUGAGUGUAGAAAAUUCAGUUUUGAUGAAGCUGUUCCAAUACUGUGUGACAUUUAUAUACAAAGACUGAAGGAAUGGGAGCCUCCAUCCAUCAGACAACUUACCCCCUCCAUGAAAUUUAAACUUCCGAAUGGAAAUGGACAUUUUGGCAGACGCCAUGGUUGGUUAGACAACUUACCUCCCUUUGUUGGAGCAAAGUCAAUAACUAGCACGUGUAAAUAUGUCGUGCCUGCAGGUAACAGAAGAGCCGGGGUCCAGCCAAAAUUGUUACAAUGUCAAAAGAUUAAAGAGACAUGUAGUUGUUUCCUGUGCAAUGAAGAUUUAUUGAAAUUACAGGCUUUGCUGUGUUAUAGUGAUGUAUCAAGAGCUAUCUGUGAUAAAGUGAUGAAGUGUGUUCAAUACGAAGAGAAGGCAUUCUUCUAUGACUCGGUGGCCAUUCUAUGCCAGCUUAGAACAAAUUUUGAGAAAUCUGUAUCUCUAAUUGUGAAUAAACAUUCAAAUAUAUCUGCCAGCUUUGGCACGUCUGUGAUAAAAAACAAUUCAAAACAGUGGGAAUAUUUAUUAAACAGUCUGAUAUCUAACAUUGGGCAGAAACAGGACAUGAAAGAAGAUGCUGAGGGUUCUGUUUCUAUGGAGAUUGUUAAAGAGGUUUUGCACGAAAUGAGUCAGCAGUUAAAACCGGAAGUGUUUAUCAGCGUUCUUCCUGGAAACGGAAGCUUCUUUUUCUUCUUACCAUAUAUACAGCAUUGUCUGGAUGCACACAAGUUGAAUAUUCUCAGAGACACAAUACUCAGUCUGGGUGAAAACAUGACACAAAGUGAAGGUUCACAGUAGAUAUUCCAAGUGCUUUGGUAAAAUACAACCAAAACCUUUUUUACCUUUUGAUCAGUGGUUUCAGAAUUAGUUCUUACAAUUUGUUACCCGGUGUACCUGAUUUUAAAUUGUAAAUUAAUUUGCAGUCAAGCAGGCAUUUCAUUUUUCAAGAAGAAAGUUCUGAAUCCGAAAAAAAUCUGAACAUUUGAAAAUAAAAAAGAAACAAUGUUAUAUAAUGAUGCCUUUUAAAAUAUAUCUGCUGCUUAAUCCGUUCGCUUAGCUCAAUAAGAAAGCAUGGCAUUUGUAAUUGAGUCUUUGAUGAAUAGAUUUUUUGGCAGGCGAAAUAUCUCUGUUGACAAUUAAUCACAUGCAUUUAGUGUAAUGGUAUUUGUCGCUAUGUUGUGAAUAAGUAGUUUGUCAUUUGCGGAGAGAUUGGUAAUUAUUGGAUUAUUAUGCAGUAAAGCUGGUUAGCUGGAUCGACUGCCA
This is a messenger RNA of Ruditapes philippinarum (Manila clam), 3949 nucleotides long. RefSeq names its product BLOC-2 complex member HPS3-like. NCBI's taxonomy places the organism in Eukaryota, Metazoa, Mollusca, Bivalvia, Venerida, Veneridae. The transcript is spliced from 25 exons. Gene Ontology annotation, biological process: organelle organization. Gene Ontology annotation, cellular component: cytoplasm. The record is from RefSeq and is a predicted model, not a curated record. Bases 119 to 3484 code for a protein of 1121 amino acids.